GUGUAACGUUAUAGCUGUAGAAAAUCAAUAUUCCAUCACCGUGCCAAUGGUAGAGGCACAACAUUAGUGGAGGCGUACUGUGAUAACCUAGUACACGCGCGGAAUGGCAGAGUUUUCGUUGAACAUACAAAAACACAUAAAAACAAGUUUCGUUGUAAGUGGAAAAUUCGAUGGAUCGCACGCGUGCCUCGCGGCCGCCACACCUGGCGGUACCAUUUUGGUGCACAGUCCUCACAGACAACCGCAGAUCAACUUUUCCGACGAGAAACAAUCUAACAAGAGAUUAUCUUGGAGCGGAGAACUGGCGGAGCUUCAAAUCGGUACCGAGGUGAAGUCACUGUGCACUGGCCGUCUUGGGGAAGACGAGAGAGACAUUCUUUUGGUCGGCACCAUUACUCAUGUACUCGCUUAUCACAUCGAAGACAAUGCCGAUGUUUUUUAUAAAGAGAUGUCAGACGGCGCUAAUUGUAUGAUCGUCGCGAAAGUUGGUUGGUUACCGCACCAGGUUGUCGUGGUGGGUGGCAAUUGUUCAGUGACGAUUUUAGACGCGCAAGGCAUGGAAAUAUUUUGGACGGUGAUGGGGGGUAUCGUCACUUCGUUAAUAGUGUAUGAUUUUGAUGGAGACGGAGAAAACGAGUUACUGACCGGUACAACAGAUUAUGAAAUCAAAGUGCAAAAGGAGGAUGUGAUACUUUGGGAAGCUAAAGAAACAGCGGCAAUUGUCGCCCUGACCGAUUUACCACACAGACAAUUUGCUUACGCGGUUGACAAUGGUACUAUUGGCGUCUAUGAAGCGGGACAAAGAUUGUGGCGAGUUAAGUCGAAACACAAAGUAGUGUCCGUAGGAACUUUUGAUAUAAAUGGCGAUGGCGUACCAGAACUAAUCACCGGUUGGAGUACCGGGAAAGUGGACGCAAGGACAUAUAAUACUGGCGAAGUUAUAUUUAAGAUUCAAUUGUCCUCUGGUGUAGCGGGUAUAGUAGAAGCCGAUUAUCGAAGAACGGGCAAACCUGACUUGGUGAUGGUUUCUGUUAAUGGUGAAGUACGUGGAUAUAGUGCUGGUUCUGCCAUGCAAGCUCCAGAACCUGGCGAAAUAGUACGUGAAUUAUUGGCCAAGAAGCAAGCGCUCCAAAUGGAAUUGCGACAAAGAGCAGCGACAGGUUCCAAUAUGUACCACGGAUCCAGAUUGGCGAUUAGCUUGCUAACGAAGAGAGGCGCGGCCCGCGUUGCUCUUGCUGCCGGACCUGGACUUUUGGUUCAUUGUGCCAUAGUGUUCGCCGAGGGUGUUUUCGAGGGUGAAACGCUGGUGACACAUCCCAAUCACCCACAAGGCGAACUGGAAAUCGCGCUAUAUCCUGCUAAAAAUGAUCCUGUCGAUAUUCAUAUUAAAGUGUACGUCGGACCUCCUAACACUGAUUUGUUGCAGGUUUUCGAAAUAACGCGGCAAUUGCCGAGAUUUUGUAUGUACGAGCUUAUUCCGAGGCCUCAACAGAUCCCGGAAGAAUUAUUGAGUAACGGUGUUGUAGCUGAUGUUGCGGAGAGACCGCAACGUAUUGCUAUUUGGUUAAACCAGAGUCUCAUUCUCGGCGAGGAACUAGAAGUCGCAGAGAGCGGCCUGAAUGCUGGCUGCAUUGAGAUAUGGUUGCGCGGCAUGCGAGACAAUAAAGUGCACUGUUUCAAGUCGAACGCCAGUGGAAAGGUGACCAUCCAGACAGACGAUUCGACAUUCGCCGGUGAUAUCAUUCAAUCUCUCGCUAUGUAUCUGGGCGUCAGGGAACUGAGCUCGGAAGCGACGUUCCCGGCGGAAGAGAGUAGGAUGCUGGACUCAUUAGAACGCGUUAAGGGUUUAAAAGAAGUUGAUGCGCGACUUCAGGCAGAAGCUGCAGGCGGCGCAACUCUUCUCAAAAGUAUCAUAAUUCGUUUAGAGGAUGCUAGAAUUCUCGAGAAUGUCGAUGACAUGCGGAGGAGACUAACGCAGUUGAAGAACAUAAAUGGAGAUUUGAUUCGCGAACACGAGAUUCGGCUGAACAGUUAUCGGGAGCUCGCAACUAGUUUAAAAGAAUUAAAUAUCGGUGUGCAGCGCGCAGCGAGACUUAGGGUCGGGAAAGCUGCUUCCAAUACGGUGGCACGUUGCAGAGCGGCAAUACAAGACGAAAAUCCGAAGGCUCUAGGGCUUGCACUAAGACACGGAUAAUUCUUACUACAUUCCAUACUACAUUAUUUAUCGUACAUUUUUUCCUUCUUA
Messenger RNA from Odontomachus brunneus, 2245 nucleotides. Its product is annotated as Bardet-Biedl syndrome 2 protein homolog. The transcript is spliced from 11 exons. NCBI's taxonomy places the organism in Eukaryota, Metazoa, Arthropoda, Insecta, Hymenoptera, Formicidae. Gene Ontology annotation, biological process: non-motile cilium assembly. Bases 104 to 2194 code for a protein of 696 amino acids. Gene Ontology annotation, cellular component: membrane; BBSome; motile cilium. The record is from RefSeq and is a predicted model, not a curated record.